Molecule: messenger RNA, 447 nt
Organism: Benincasa hispida (wax gourd)
Lineage: Eukaryota; Viridiplantae; Streptophyta; Magnoliopsida; Cucurbitales; Cucurbitaceae
Source: RefSeq, a predicted model, not a curated record
AUGGCCAUAACCAUGUUGAGACAUUUCAACACCAACCCUCUCCUUGCUCGGUUGGUUUACUACAUUUCAUCUUCGAGGGAGUCGAGUGAUUUGAGGUUCGUUUUAAAUGAGGAAUAUUCUCCGACUCCCAGCUCAUCAGUAAAUCGAAAUGUUCGGGAUGCCUAUGGUAGAUGGGUUAGAGUAAAUGAAAAAGCUGGAACCUAUAUCUUAAUAAGCAUAUCGGAUAUUUUGACUAAGAAACAUGAGAGAAUGGUUACUGCUAAGGGGAUCAUGGAUUCCUUACAUGCAGUAUUUGGACAACCAUCCUCAUCUGUCAGGCACGAUACUCUCAAAGAGGUUUACAACUACCGCAUAAAGGAAGGAACCUUCGUUAGAGAACAUGUUAUGGAUAUGGGGGUAGAAGUAAAUAGUGCUGUCAGAGAUAAGAAAGUUGAGAAAGCAAAGUAA